This is a messenger RNA of Megalobrama amblycephala (Wuchang bream), 1015 nucleotides long. RefSeq lists its product as uncharacterized. The transcript is spliced from 5 exons. NCBI's taxonomy places the organism in Eukaryota, Metazoa, Chordata, Actinopteri, Cypriniformes, Xenocyprididae. The coding region runs from base 67 to 522 and encodes 151 amino acids. The record is from RefSeq and is a predicted model, not a curated record.
CUCUUCUUCAACAUUUAAGACCAGUACAUCCUUACAGACUCAAAGCACUGUCUGAUUUCAGCCAUCAUGCAUCUACUAACAGCAUUUCUGCUAAUGGUCCUAAUAGGAUACAGCACAUCUGAAUAUCUGCAGACACUCUCCUGCUCCUAUGAGAAUAGGAAUAUAUCUCAGAACAGAAGGGUGUGGUGCAAAAGAGAUGUCAAGGAUGAAAACUGCUGUACGGGCUUCUCAUUCCGGCCAGGCGUUAGUGAUUUGGAGAAUGGCAAUAUAAAAGUGCAAGAUGAUGGAAAGUCCUUCACCGUCACUGUACGGACACUCACACAAGGGGAUGGAGUCUACUGGUGUGGCCUCAUGACUGAAAAGGAGAUCAUUGUUAAACUGGCUGAGGAUUACUUUACCACUGCUCCAUUUAACUUUGUUUGGUCUAUCCUCCGUUGGAUUUUAUUUCUUUUGCUUCCUGUGAUGACCAUCUCGACUCACAUUUAUUCAAAGAGGAAACACGGAGAUACAAAGGCAACAUGAAAACACAUAAUGAAGUCUGACCUCAAAGAAAGAAGGUGUAAGAAUGAGGCAGUCACAUUUGUGAAGAAAAUGGUUGAAUGCCAGCCAAGCCGUCGGCUGUAAAUGUAGGCUACGAUUUCCUUUUUUUUUUUUUUUUACAGAAAAGUUUAAAAAGGCAGCAUGACAAUAUUCAACUGCCAAUAUUUAAAAUGAACAUAGGUAACAAUUGUGUUCUGUUUGUUAUGUAAAUUAACAUACAAUGUAAUGUUUAUAAAGAACAUUAUUGCUAACGCAUUUAUCAUUUAUGUAAAACUGCUCUGUUUUAUGAUUUUUUUUAAAUGUGUAUGUUUUCCUCCUUUUAAUAAUAUGGCUGAACUUAUAAAAAAUGUUUCUUAAUAUAUAAAAAACAAAUGUCAUUGCCACAUUUUGCAAUGUAACAUAUAAAGCAUAAAUGUAACACAAAUUUGAUGUAAGAAUACAUAUAUAAUAAACAUUUAAUAUUUUUUUCAUUGCA